CAUGUUGUUGUUGCACAAGAAGUUCACAUGCUCACAAAAUGGCCGCCGGGAACAGUGAAGCCAGUAGAGUCUUUUCGCCGUAUCGUGCCGCUGGAUUUAUUUCAAAUCACGUUCCACUUGCAUUGCAAGUCAGAGGUACAGAAAAUUUCGUUACAACUGCUGUCGGGAAAACAUUUCACAUUUACAAUUGCUUAAAGCUGAAUCUGCUUUUCGUGGGUGAAAUUCAGGAAGAUAACAUUGAUCUUAUUGCAAAUCAUGGGGAGUACACUGUAACAGCAGCAAGUAAAACCAUUAAGUUAUGGAAAAGAGGAAAACUGAUAAAGCAAUUCGAGAAGCACAAAUCAAAUAUCGUGUUUAUGCUUCCUUUUGGAGAGCAUAUCGUAUCAGCUGAUGAAAGUAAUUUGGUAAACAUAUGGAGUGUUCAAGACCUUGAUGUUUAUCUAACACUACCAUUUAGCAAAAAUGACUUUGAACUGACAACAGCCCUGCACCCGAGUACCUACUUAAAUAAGAUUGUAUUUGGGAGCAGGCAAGGACACAUGCAGCUGUGGAAUGUAAAAACAGGCAAACUCGUGUAUGAAUUUAACGGUUGGUCAGAGCCAAUAGUUGUGUUAGAACAGGCCCCGGCAAUCGACGUAGCAGCUGUUGGACUGGAAAGUGGGAAAAUUGUUUUACACAACCUUAAAUACGAUGAAACUCUUAUGUCGUUUAUGCAAGAAUUUGGCCCUGUUACAUCCAUUUCGUUUAGAACAGAUAAUGUUCCACUUAUGGCCACUGGUAGUACUUCCGGGCAUGUAGCGUUAUGGGAUUUAGAGAAGCGUAAAGUUCACAGCUGUUUACGAGAUUGUCACAGUGGAAGUGUCACAGGGAUGAAGUUUCUUCAGAACCAACCAUUGAUGAUAACCUCGGGACAGGACAAUUCGCUCAAGCUGUGGAUAUUUGAUAACUCCGAUGGUUCAGGUCGGCUGCUUAAAAGUAGAACUGGACAUUCGAAGCCUCCAACAUCCGUCCGCUUUUAUGGCUCCAGUGGGCACAUAAUUCUAAGCGCUGCCCUAGAUCGUUCGCUGAGGUACAUGUCUACGAUUAGAGACGAACAGAGUUGUGAGUUUUCUCAAGGUUCGUUAAUAAAGAUAUCAAAGAACUUAGGGUUGCGAGUGGAGGACCUAAAGCUUCCCCCAAUCACCGAUGUGGACUCAGAUCCUACACGUUCAAGUGACUGGGACAACGUUGUGACAUGCCAUUCUGGAUCAUCUGUUGUGCGUACAUGGAGACUCCAGAACAGAUGCAUUGGUAAAAAUUCUUUGGGUAAAGAAUUGAAAAAGUUACAUGGCAGUAUAGCCGUGGUUGCAAGGAUAUCAAGCUGUGGAAAUUUCGUCAUUGUUGGCUAUUCGACUGGUUUUAUCGAGAAGUUCAACCUGCAGUCUGGAAUUCAUCGAGGGUCGUUCAUUGAAGCAAAUAACAAAGCGCACAUUAAAUCAGUUAAAGGUGUAGUUACAGAUUCUGCAAAUCUUCUUGUUGUUAGUGGGUCGUCUGAUAAAACAAUCAAGUAUUGGGAUUUUAAAUCUCAUAAAUUCAUAUCAAGUCAAGAGCUGGAAUUCCCAAUUCGGCAACUUGUUCUUCAUCGUGACAGCUCAUUAAUGGCAGUUGCUUUGGACGAUUUCACAGUAAAGAUUAUUGAUAUAGAUACAAAGAGAAUGGUCCGAAAUUUUGUAGGCCAUCAGCAUUCAAUAACAGAUAUUGCUUUCAGUCCUGAUGCAAGAUGGCUCAUCACUGCAGCAAUGGAUACCUCCAUCCGCUUAUGGGAUUUGCCCUCUGCAAGACUUCUCGACUGUUUCCUCGUUGAUUCACCUGUAACAAGUUUUUCAUUUUCACCAACUGGAGACUUCCUUGCAACUUGCCAUUUGGAUGACAUUGGUGUAUAUCUCUGGUCAAAUAAAUCCCUUUAUAAAGACUUGUACUUAUCACCUUUGCCAAAGGAUUUUGUCCCACGGCGGGCAAAUCUACCCACUACUAUUAUCACUGAUGAUGAAAGCGUUGCAACUAUUGGAGAAACUACACCCAUAGAUAUAAAGGAACCAGAGGAGACCCAGACAGCAGACGAAAGUCUUCCUGAGCAGAUCAGCAACGAGAUUAUCACUCUUUCCGCUUUGCCAGCUUCCAGAUGGAGGAAUCUGCUCGACCUCAAGCUCAUCAAGGAACGAAAUAAACCUAAAGAGCCUCCACAGAAGCCAAAAGCUGCCCCAUUCUUUCUCCCGACUAUACCAGGGCUGGAACCCAAGUUUGAUACGUCACAGGCUGAGGAUACCGCCCAUGAAUCAAGAGUCGUAUCCACAAACAUCUUUUAUGAAAAGACAAGAUUUCAGAUGUUAUUGGAAGAAUCAGCAAAAUCUAGAAACUAUGAUGCUGUUAUGGACUUGCUCAAAGAAAUGAGUCCUUCUGCGAUUGAUGUCGAGUUAAGAUCGGUUGCACCCGAGGUUGGUGGUAAUGUCGAUAUGAUGGAGAUGAUGCUUGAUUUCUUCAAGUACAGAAUGAAAGAUGGUCGCGACUAUGAACUGGUGCAAUCGUACAUUGGUCUGUUUUUAAAGCUUCAUGGAAAGCAGAUUGCAUCGGAGCCAAAGCUGAGGCAGCAAGCAGAAGAUAUCGUUGAAAUUAAUAGGAAUGGAUGGUUGCGAUGUCAAGAACUUAUCAAUCAAUCAACCUGCUUGAUAAACUAUUUCAAAAGUGCGACUCUUUGAUGAAUAUAAUGUUUAUGGAAGUUGUAUUUUAAUCCGAUGCUUUUGAUUUAAAUAAAAAAAGUAGAGAGGAA
Messenger RNA from Rhopilema esculentum, 2806 nucleotides. RefSeq names its product WD repeat-containing protein 36. Gene Ontology annotation, cellular component: Pwp2p-containing subcomplex of 90S preribosome; small-subunit processome. NCBI's taxonomy places the organism in Eukaryota, Metazoa, Cnidaria, Scyphozoa, Rhizostomeae, Rhizostomatidae. Gene Ontology annotation, molecular function: protein binding. The record is from RefSeq and is a predicted model, not a curated record. Gene Ontology annotation, biological process: rRNA processing.